Messenger RNA from Hyaena hyaena (striped hyena), 2561 nucleotides. It is a transcript of the gene FLVCR1, whose product is annotated as FLVCR heme transporter 1. The transcript has 10 exons. Gene Ontology annotation, cellular component: membrane; mitochondrion. The record is from RefSeq and is a predicted model, not a curated record. Bases 29 to 1705 code for a protein of 558 amino acids. Gene Ontology annotation, biological process: erythrocyte differentiation; heme export; transmembrane transport. Gene Ontology annotation, molecular function: heme transmembrane transporter activity; heme binding. Lineage: Eukaryota; Metazoa; Chordata; Mammalia; Carnivora; Hyaenidae.
GCGAGACGGCGCGGGGGAGCCCAGGGACAUGGUGAAGCUGGACGAUGAGGCAGCGGUGGCACCCGGGCACCAGCCCACGAAUGGAUACCUCCUGGUGCCGGGAGGCGAGCCCCCCGGAAAGGUGAGCGCCGAGCCGCAGAACAGGCCCAAAGGCGGCUUACUGACCCUGAAUGGAGUGUCUCGGGACAGCCUCGCGGCCGCGGCGGAAGCCCUAUGCAGGCCGCAGACUCCGCUGGCUCCAGAGGAGGAGACCCAGACCCGGCUGCUGCCCACGGGCCCCGGGGAGGAGACCCCGGGGACCGAGGACUCCCAGGCGCCCCAGAUCGCGCUGUCUGCGCGGCGCUUUGUGGUGCUCCUGAUCUUCAGCCUGUACUCGCUGGUGAACGCCUUUCAGUGGAUCCAGUACAGCAUCAUCAGCAACAUCUUCGAGGGCUUCUACGGCGUCUCCUCCCUGCACAUUGACUGGCUGUCCAUGGUGUACAUGCUGGCCUACGUGCCCCUCAUCUUCCCGGCCACGUGGCUGCUGGACACCAGAGGCCUACGGCUCACCGCCCUGCUGGGCUCAGGCCUCAACUGCCUUGGCGCCUGGAUCAAGUGCGCCAGUGUGGAGCAGCAUCUCUUCUGGGUCACCAUGCUGGGCCAGUUCCUGUGCUCGGUGGCCCAGGUGUUCAUCCUCGGCCUGCCCUCCCGCAUCGCCUCAGUGUGGUUUGGGCCCAAGGAGGUAUCCACGGCUUGUGCCACCGCCGUGCUAGGCAAUCAGCUUGGAACUGCAGUUGGCUUUUUGCUACCACCAGUUUUAGUGCCCAACACACAGAAUGACACCGAUCUUCUGGCUUGUAAUAUCAGCACCAUGUUUUAUGGGACAUCAUCUGUUGCCACGUUUUUAUGUUUUUUAACAAUAAUUGCAUUCAAAGAAAAACCUCAGUAUCCACCAAGUAAGGCUCAAGCAGCUCUUCAAAAAAACCCCCCUGCUGACUACUCCUAUAAGAAAUCAAUAAGGAACCUAUUUAGAAACGUUCCUUUUGUCCUUCUAUUGAUCACUUAUGGUAUCAUGACUGGAGCAUUUUAUUCAGUCUCAACAUUAUUGAAUCAAAUGAUACUGACAUAUUAUAAGGGAGAAGAAGUGAAUGCUGGAAAGAUUGGGCUAACAUUGGUAGUGGCUGGAAUGGUGGGCUCUAUUCUUUGUGGCUUAUGGCUUGAUUAUACCAAAACAUACAAACAGACUACUCUGAUAGUUUACAUUUUGUCUUUUCUUGGAAUGGUUAUAUUUACUUUCACACUGGACCUUGGAUACAUCAUCAUUGUGUUUGUUACUGGCGGGGUGCUUGGUUUCUUCAUGACUGGUUACCUCCCAUUGGGUUUUGAAUUUGCUGUUGAAAUCACUUACCCUGAAUCUGAAGGCACCUCAUCUGGUCUUAUUAAUGCUGCUGCACAGAUAUUUGGAAUUUUGUUCACAUUGGCUCAAGGAAAACUCACAACAGACUAUGGUCCUAAGGCAGGAAACAUUUUCCUCUGUGUUUGGAUGUUGCUAGGAAUUAUUUUAACAGCAUUAAUCAAGUCUGAUCUCAGAAGACACAAUAUAAAUGUCGGAAUUGCAAACGGUGAUAUUAAAGCUGUACCAGUUGAAGAUACAGUUGAAGAUAGUCCCACAGAUCAAGAAUCAAAAACUGUUAUGAUGCCCAAGCAGUCAGAAUCGGCAAUUUGAGAUGAAAGAAAAAAUUAACAUCAUGUGAUAGUUGAGCAGUAAGGCUUGGUUAAAACGUUACAGGAGAUGGAAACUUACUUGAAAAUUAUUAUGUGACCCAUAAUUAUUGUCUUACUUAAUUGUAACCUUAAGCAAGAUUUUGCUUAACAGACUUUGGCUCACCUCCUAUUAACACUACCAUUUAUCUACCGAGCUUUCCACUGGUAGACCUGUCUUGUCAGCCUGAAAGUAAGCUUCUUGAUGUGUAUUUUCCAAAAGCGUUUGUUUGUUUUUGUAAAAAAUGGAAGUUAAAAGGCUUUCUAAUAUGAUCAUGUGGAGGCCUAGUCCCCAUAAAUCACAUAGGAGUUCGUGCAAUUUAGAACCAAGGAAGCAAUAUAUUCCUAAUUCGUUCCUUUCCAUUGUUCUGGUCGACUGUCCAGUCACUCCCAGUGGGAGUACAUUACACCAACACUACACUUCUGACCCACCAAAGGACAGCACUGGGAUGACACUUGCACGGAACCUCUAAGAUUUUUCCCAUUUCUUAUAUUUUUGUUAAACAGUGCUUUGUAAUAUGUACUGUCAGUGGCCAUCAUGACUAUUCUGUGAACAGGUUGAACCCAUGACUUUGGUCUUAGACUUGAGUUCUCAUGCUAAGGUGCCCAAACACAGACUCAUUAUCUUGAGUUCUCUGCACUGCCUUCCUAUCGUGGCAUAAAUGCUAAUACUGUUUUCUCACUUUAACUUGACAGCAUAAUUUUGUACCCACUGCCUUGUCUACUCUUUUUUCAACACAGGCUUAUCUUGGAGACACUGUAGCUUUGGCUCCAUACCAUUCAGAGUGAAGCAAAUAUCACAAUAAAGUGAUUCAAAUGAA